Molecule: messenger RNA, 1291 nt
Organism: Sphaeroforma arctica JP610
Lineage: Eukaryota; Ichthyosporea; Ichthyophonida
Product: O-sialoglycoprotein endopeptidase
Exons: 9
Coding region: 138-1211 (357 amino acids)
Biological process (GO): tRNA threonylcarbamoyladenosine modification
Cellular component (GO): EKC/KEOPS complex; cytoplasm
Source: RefSeq, a predicted model, not a curated record
AUUUUGGACCACGCAGCAAUGGACGACAACCGGCUUUUUAUGCUAAAACAUCGGCAUUAUAUACUCUUAGAUAUAGUUAAAAAAUAAGCCUCCAUCGAAGUGUACACCGACACAAACGGAACUACGCUUCUUGAUGAAUGCAAGUAUCCUACUUUAUAGCAACAUACAAAAAAGUGUAUCUUAAUAUCAUCGCUACUGUCACGAUGACCAUUGCUAUCGGCUUCGAAGGGAGCGCUAAUAAACUAGGAGUUGGAAUCAUCAAGGAUGGAGAAGUGCUCUCCAAUCCUAGGCACACAUACAUUACACCACCCGGCCAAGGCUUUCUGCCCAAAGACACAGCUGCGCACCACCGCAAGUGGGUGCUGCAGAUAUGCAAGCAAGCAAUGGAGGAAGCGAACGUCACGCCCAAGGAUAUCGACGUUGUGUGCUAUACGAAGGGCCCUGGUAUGAGUGGUCCGUUAAUCUCGACGGCUGUGGUGGCACGGACGGUGUCACAGCUGUGGCUGAAGCCUCUCAUCGGAGUCAACCACUGCGUAGGCCAUAUCGAGAUGGGCAGGAGGGUGACUGGGGCGAAGAACCCAGUAAUCCUAUACGUGAGUGGAGGCAAUACACAGGUGAUUGCUUAUUCACAGAAGAAGUACCGUAUCUUCGGAGAGACAAUUGACAUUGCCAUUGGAAACUGUCUAGAUCGAUUCGCGCGGGUGCUAAAUAUCUCCAAUGAUCCGGCUCCGGGUUACAACAUCGAGCAGAUGGCCAAAAAAGGCACAAAGUUUAUUGAGUUGCCGUACAUUGUCAAAGGCAUGGAUGUGUCCUUCUCGGGCAUUCUUGCGUUUGUGGAGAAAGCCGCCAAAACUAUGCUGGUUUCGGGAGAGUGCACGCCCGAGGAUCUGUGCUUCUCCUUGCAGGAAACCUUAUUUGCAAUGCUGGUAGAGAUCACCGAACGGGCCAUGGCACAUGUGCAAUCAACUGAAGUCUUGGUCGUCGGAGGUGUCGGGUGCAACGUGCGGUUACAGGAGAUGAUGGGCAUCAUGGCGGGUGAGAGGGGCGGCAUGUGCUUCUCCACAGACGACAGAUACUGCAUUGACAACGGCGCGAUGAUCGCACAGGCAGGCAUGCUACAGUACGAAAGCGGCUACAGGACUAGUAUAGAGGACUCGUGGUGCACUCAGAGGUACCGAACAGACGAGGUCGACAUCCCCUGGGGACCGUAGGCGUAGGAGCAAUAAAAGUAAUGAAUAGGCAUUUGGAAACGGACUGGAAAGUGGGGUUUAGAAUAAAAUUAAUGGAUAGG